AUGGCCGCGAACCUCGGCGAGCAGCGGGAGUGGGCCGCCCCGUUCGGCGCCGCCGCGGCCGCUCGGGAAGAGGCGGCGGCGCCCGCCGAGAACCCCGAGUGGGAGAAGGGCGGAGCGCAGUACGCCCCCCCCGGGCAGGGGGACCCCUCGGUGGCGCAGCCCCCCCAGUACUACCCCUGGUACCAGCCCUACGGGGGGGGCUACUACCCCUACGGCUACUACUACCCCAUGCAGGGGGUGUACCCCGGCUAUGGGGCGCCCCCCGCCCCGUACCCCACGGGGGGAGGGGGCUCCUACGCCCCCCCCCAGCAGCCGCAGCCGCCGCCCCCGCCCCCCCCCAGCCGCAGAGUGGGCUGGCCCAGCAGCCGCCCGUGCCCGGCCUGGAGGAGCCGUCGCCCUUCGGGACCCCCCAGCCCCCCGCCGCCCCCCCCCAGCCCCCUCCCCACGCGGGGGGGGGAGGGGCGACCCCCCCGGGGGGCUCGGCCCCCUACCCCUCCCCCCACUACGGGGAGGGGCCCCCCCGAAGGGCAAAAAGGGGGGGGGCAGCUCUGGAGCCGCAUGAAGCAGGCGCCGGGCUCGGGGGGUCUCAAGUUCCAGCUGCCCAAGCGUGCCCCGUUCGCGCUGCCCCCCCCGGGGUUCGGGGGCCCCUCGGGGCCGGAGAAGCUGCACGGGGGCCACGGUGAAUCCCGUGGCUCUGUGGGCCGGGGGCGCCCCGAGGACUGGCCCCCCGAGAUGAAGGCGUACGUCCAGCGCUGUUUCACCGCCUGCGAGAGCGAGGAGGACAAGGACCGCACCGAGAAGCUGCUGAAGGAGCUGCUGCAGGCGCGGCUGCAGGACGGCUCGGCCUUCACCAUCGACUGGAGCCGCGAGCCGCUGCCCGGACUGGGCCGCGAGGGCACCACCAGCCCCAAGAAGAAGCGCUGGGAGCUGCCCCCGUCCCGAGCCGGCCCUGCAGGGCCAGGACCCCCCCAGAACCCCCAAAAUGCCCAAAAUUCGCCCCAAAACGCGUCCGGGAGGCCCCCCCAGAACCCCCCGCGGGGGGGGGGGGCGGCCCCGGGGGGGCCCCGGGGGGUUCCCGGGGGCAAAUUCGGGAACCGGAACGUGUUCGUGCCGGAGCACAGCUCGUCCUCCAGCGGCUCCCGCUCCCGCUCCUCCUCCCGCUCCCCGGGACGGCCCUGCCGGCGCAGACCCAAAAUAACCCAAAAUAACCCAAAAUAUCCCCAAAUAACCCACCCCAAACCCUCCCGCUCCUCCUCCCGCUCCCCGGGGCGGCCCUGCCGGCGCAGUGACUCGGACUCAGACUCCGGCUCGGGGCCCGAGCUCCGUCCCGGGGGGCGCCGGGCGGGUCCCCAAAAGCCGCGGGGCCGGGGGGGACCCCUGGAGAGGGGCCGGGCCCGGGGACAGCGCGGCAAGAGGCCGGAGCCGUGCCCCCCUCGCCGCGGGCGCCGCCGGCCGCCGCCGGAGCCGGAGGACGGGGACCGGGACCGGGACCGGGACGUGCGGCGGCAGCGCCGGGCCCAGCGCUUCCAGGGGGGCCUGGGGGGCUCGGGGGGCGCCGGGACCCCCAAAAAACCCCGGCCCAACCCCCCCCCGGCCCCUCCCCCACCGCCCCCCGGCCCCUCCCCCGCCGGGGACACGGACUGGGAGCAGCUGAAGGUGUCGGGCACCUGCCAGGAGGUGACCAAGCGCUACCUGCGCCUCACCUGCGCGCCCGACCCCAGCACCGUCAGGCCCGUGCCGGUGCUGCGUCAGGCGCUGGCGCUGGUGCGCUCGCACUGGGCUGAGCACCGCGACUACGCCUGGGCCUGCGAGCAGCUGAAAUCCAUCAGGCAGGACCUGACGGUGCAGGGCGUGCGCACGGAGUUCACGGUGGAGGUGUACGAGACCCACGCGCGCAUUGCGCUGGAGAAGGGUGACCACGAGGAGUUCAACCAGUGCCAGACGCAGCUGAAGGCGCUGUACGGGGAGAGCCUGGCGGGCUGCGAGGGCGAGUUCACGGCGUACCGGAUCCUCUACUGCCUCUUCACCAACAGCUCCGGAGAACUGACCACGGAGCUGGCCCUGCUGCCCCCUAACCUGCGCUCUGACCCCGCUGUGACCCACGCCCUGGCCGUGCGCGCCGCGUGGGCUCUGGGGCUCUACAGCCGCUUCUUCCGCCUGCAGCGCUCGGCCCCGGCCAUGGGCCCGCGCCUCAUCGACCUCUUCGCCGAGCGGGAGCGGCGCCGCGCCCUGCGCGCCUUCCUCAAGGCCUUCCGCCCGGCGCUGCCGACGGCCCAACUGGGGCCACUUGUGGGGCUGGAGCCCCCCGAGCGCCGCCGCUUCCUCGGGGGGCUGCCCCUGACCUACACCGGGCCCGACCGCGGCGCCAUCGACUGCCGCCAGAGCCUGCCGGCCCUGCCCCACAUCUGACCCACAGCUGACCCACAGCGGGCCCAGGGCUGACCCACAGCACAGCCUGCCGGCCCUGCCCCACAUCUGACCCACAUCUGACCCACAGCCUGCCGGCCCUGCCCCACAUCUGACCCACGGCACAGCCUGCCGGCCCUGCCCCACAUCUGACCCACGGCACAGCCUGCCGGCCCUGCCCCACAUCUGACCCACGGCGGGCCCACGGCGGGGCUGCCCUGACCCACAGCUGACCCACAGCUGACCCACAGCUGACCCACGGCACAGCCUGCCGGCCCUGCCCCACAUCUGACCCACGGCGGGCCCACGGCAGGCCCAGGGCUGACCCACGGCAGGGCUGACCCUCCUCUGACCCACAUCUGACCCACAGCGGGGCUGACUCUUCUCUGACCCACACCUGACCCAAUGCGGGGUGACCCACAGCAGGGCUGACCCUCCUCUGACCCACAGCGGGGCUGAACCGCAGCAGUCCUGCCCCACAUCUGCCCCAUACAUGACCCACAGUGGGGCUGACCCUCCUCUGACCCACAUCUGACCCACAGCAAGCCUGACCCACAGCGGGGCUGACCCUCCUCUGACCCACAGCAGGGCUGACCCACAGCAGAGCUGACCCUUCUCUGACCCUCCUCUGACCCACAUCUGACCCACAGCAGGGCUGCCCCACAUCAGCCUUGACCAGCAGUGGGACUGACCCACAGUGGGCCUGACCCAUGGCAAGGCUGAACCGCAGCAGUCCUGCCCCACAUCUGACCCAUACGUGACCAUCAGUGGGGCUGACCCGCACCAGCCCUGCCCCACAUCUGCCCCACAGCCUCUGUGGGUCAGGCAGCGAGCUGUGGGGCCCGGACCCGCCCCAACCACGGCUGCUGCCCCACAGCUGCUGCCCCAUAACCUCCUCUCCCCCCUCAUCCGCCGCAGAGGAGGGGAUGUGGGGCCGGAUCUGCCCCAUAAGUGCCCUCAGCAGCCACGGAGGGGCGGGGGGGGGAUUUGGGGUGGGCAGGGGGCGACUUGUGGGGCCGCCCCACGGCGCGGGUUUGGGGCGGGACGUGUGGGGCAGAGCCUCAGUUGUGGGGCAGAGCCUCAGUUGUGGGGCAGAGCCUCUGUUGUUGUGGGGCAGAGCCUCAGUUGGGGGGCAGAGCUCGGGGCCGCCCCACAUCUCUCUCUCUUCUCCCUACUGCCGAGGUGCGACCCCCAACCCCACGGAGCGACCCCCGCCCCACGGAGGACGGCGAGACCCACCGAGAGACCCCCGAGCCGCGGCCCCCGCCCCACACGGAGCCUCCAGCCCCACGGAGAGGCCCCACCGCGCCCCCCAACAAUGGAGCCGCCCUCCCCCGCCCCACAUCGCCGCCAGAACGGGGGGGGGAGGGGCUCCCCCCGCGCCCCACAGCCGCCGUGGGGCGCUCGGGCCCCACAGCCGCCGCCGCCGCCGCUCCUCCUCCUCCUCCCCCGAUCUUUGCGCUGCUCAAACCCUUUUUUUGGUUCGUAUUUAAUUUAUUUCCACUUCCCCUCCCCCACCCCACACGCCCCUCCCCCACCCCGCCCCUCCCCCCACGUCUCUUCGCAGGUAAAAAUCGCCCCUCCCCCCUUCCCCUCCCCCCAUCCCCCCACCUUUUCCUUUUCUCUUUUUUAAGCUUUUUUUGGACAGAAUAAAAGAAGGAAAAUAUAAAAAAAAAGGACAAAACUAAAAAAAAACGGGGUUGGAAUGUGGGGUGGGUGGGGGAGGGGCGGGGUGGGGGUGGGGGUGGGGGAGGGGAAUUUGUACCCGCAGAGAUUUAAAAUAUAUUUCUAUAAAAAGCUGCGCCCUUUCCCCA
This is a messenger RNA of Taeniopygia guttata (zebra finch), 4220 nucleotides long. NCBI's taxonomy places the organism in Eukaryota, Metazoa, Chordata, Aves, Passeriformes, Estrildidae. The record is from RefSeq and is a predicted model, not a curated record.